Molecule: messenger RNA, 2170 nt
Organism: Paramisgurnus dabryanus
Lineage: Eukaryota; Metazoa; Chordata; Actinopteri; Cypriniformes; Cobitidae
Gene: fkrp
Product: fukutin related protein
Biological process (GO): protein O-linked glycosylation via mannose
Cellular component (GO): Golgi apparatus
Source: RefSeq, a predicted model, not a curated record
CGAGCCAGUAGCUGAAGCUUCCUGCAAGAUUGUGAUCUGUUCUCAAGCUUCCUGUGCUCAUUUCCGAAUUUAAGCAUGGGGAAGAACAGCAGGAAUAAUGUGUAACAAUCUGCUGAUGAGGAAAACGUUGAAUCAACCGUAAAAUUAUUUUAAUGGACUAUGGUAAACAAGACUAAGAAACUGGAUCAGAUAUGAAAUCUGUCAGUCAUGCUUUUAUCCUGGAUGGAAUCAGUUGAUGCGCAAGAAGGCAACUGAUCUGGUUCGAGAUGAUGCCACAUCCUCACAGUAUCCACUUCCCAUCCGAUAUCCACCUUCAUUUAUUCCUGGCCACACCAGAAUGGUAAUAUUUAGUAUUUUGGGGAAUCUGUGAUGUUCAGUGUUGCCCUCUCGCUUUUUGAGGUCCUGUCUAUCACUUUUGGUGUCAUAAUACUUUACCCAUGAGAGCCAUAAUGCGCAUCACCUUUUGUCAGGCUCUAAUAACUGGAGCGAUAGUUCUGAACUUGUUCAUUUUAUAUUAUGUGUCGCGAACCCAGCAGCAGAUAAUGGAGAAACGUCGAGAGCAGGGGAAGGGCUUUAAAAAAGCCUCAUUGCCUGUGUCAGGUCUGGGAGCUAUGAGUAGCCUGGUGGGUGGAGGUAUGGUUGGAGGCGUUAAAGUGGGAAGCAUCGAGGGCAACAUGCGAGCUCCCCGCGUGACAGUCCUUGUUCGCGAGUUUGAAGACUUUGAGAACUACGUUGCCGAUGUGGCCCGUUCCUUUUUGCGACAAAGACCAGAGUUGCCCUUCUUGGCUGUGGCUGAUACUGCACCGUACCCUCCUCUGGCACUUCCAGAGGGAGCGCGCCUCCUGGUGUUGUCCCCGAGUCCUGACCAGCCUCCGCAAACUCACCGGCCUGAGUUUAACGUUCAGACGGAGUUCGCUUUAUUGGUUCCAGAUGGUGUUGAGCUCGAUCAUGGCCGACAAGUGGAACGGCUUAUCAGGGAGCUCGAGGGCGAGGGUGGCGGCCCGGUGCGACUGGUCGCAGCCCCCGUGCUGACCCGCUCGGCGGUGCAGUGCCUGCACCUGCGGGUUAAUCUGCGGGAAUGGACCGCAACCUACACCCCUGCAGCUUCGGGGAGCAGCGGUAGCGUUUGCACAGCCCUGCAGGGAGACGCUGUGGUGCUUAUUCGUACCGAGGACCUCUUUAAUCUUUCGGUUCCUUUGGGGCGCCCCCUGAUGUUUUCCCUGUUUGUACAGACAUCUCUGCGAGGCUGGAAAGUCAAGCUGCUAGAAGGACCUUCGUUCUCUGCAGGUCACCGUCCGCUGUUCAGCUCAGCACAUAACCAGUGGAAAGCAGACAGUCGGCUGAAAGAUGCCACCAGUCACCUCAUGCACAGCUUUGGUAUUAAACGCGUGGUGUUGCCAGAUGGACGAGAUCAGUGGUUCGGUUGCAGCAAGGAGAAACCACGAUGCUUUGGUACGGUGCGAGACGACACACCUGAGUACCUUUAUUUGGAGCGCUGGACUCCACCUUGUUGCUUGCGGGCCCUCAGAGAGACCACUAAAUACGUGAUCAACAUCCUGGAGAGCUCUGGUGUGCGUUAUUGGCUGGAAGGUGGCUCUUUGCUUGGUGCCGCUCGGCACCAAGACAUAAUCCCCUGGGACUACGACGUGGACUUGGGCAUCUACCUGGAGGAUAUUCCGAAUUGCGACUACCUGAAAAAUUUGGACUCAGGAUCGCUGGUGGAUGCCAACGGGUACGUAUGGGAGCGAGCGGUAGAGGGUGACUUUUACCGUGUGCAGUACAGUGAAGCUAACCACCUGCAUGUGGAUUUGUGGCCGUUCUACCCUCGCAACGGAGUUAUGACCAAGGACACCUGGACUGAGCACAAACAAGAUGUUGAGUUCCCAGAGCAUUUCCUGCAACCGCUGGUGCCGAUGCAGUUCGCAGGCAUCAGCGCUUAUGGCCCUAACAACCAUCGUGCCUUCUUGGAGCUCAAGUUUGGGGAGGGCGUUAUUGAGAACCCUCAGUAUCCCAACCCUGGCAAGAAAAAGCUAGACAGGAGUCGCACAGCAGGAUCGUAGCAGGCAAUAAUGUUUGGUUUUUGGACUUGAAUGAAAUCCUACUAUCACUGUUAGACUUAACACAUGAAUGUCAGUAUUUUAUGCCAGUUUUAUUUAUUGUGUGUGUGUGU